Dibothriocephalus latus is the source of this 291-nucleotide messenger RNA. The record is from the annotation of a GenBank genome assembly. Lineage: Eukaryota; Metazoa; Platyhelminthes; Cestoda; Diphyllobothriidea; Diphyllobothriidae.
AUGUUCUAUACAUACACUGAUCUGAAAUGGGUCUUUGAUCAAACUCUGGAAAAGUUCAAUUGGAAACCGAGCUCCUCGACUCCCAUUGCAAUGAUUACCAUACUUCCCGAAUCUUUUGAGGAUGGCUUUAAUGCCGGACUCGAUUCGCUUUUCCAGAAACAGGCCGUCUCCGACACCCUAGCUUCAUACAAAGCCCUCACACACGACCUGAAACGGUCCGUGCGAACUUGGCUUCCAGUAUUAAACGACCUUCCCAAGCAGGCCAGAAUGCUGAAAUCCAAGUGGGCUUGA